Molecule: messenger RNA, 3777 nt
Organism: Symbiodinium necroappetens
Lineage: Eukaryota; Dinophyceae; Suessiales; Symbiodiniaceae
Source: the annotation of a GenBank genome assembly
AUGGCGGCGACGGCGGAGAGCCGCAGCUACGGCCGCUCCAUGGCGAAGGCAAUGGCCCAUUUCAAGGAUAGCAACUUCUCUGGCUUCUGCGAAGCGCUGGCCGUCGGCUCGCUGCAGGAUGCCAGCAUCUCUGUGACGCUCGCACAGCCCGAGGAGCCGGACUGCCCACUCGUCGGCGUCAGCAAGGUUGCAUCUGCAUCAUUUGCAAUCCACAGACCCUGGGGAGUGGGAGACCUGCAGAGCGGGCCACGAGUCGCUGCGGGCGAGAGGCUCGAGCGGCUGCGCCUGCGGGCCGCGCUGUCUCGCGGCCUUAGCCGGAGGGCGCCGAAGGCUCCUCGCGGCGCGGCGUCUGCGGCGUCCUUCGCGGGGCUCCUGCAGAACCGCCGGAAGAACGGCGAGGCCUUCCUGAACUACCUCUGCAUCAAGACGCUCCGAGUCGGCUCCCUCUUCUACUUCUUGGGAUUCCAGGUGGACAUGACGCACCGGAGUGACAGUGAGCACGUACAGAAUCUGGUUCAGCUCGAGAUGGAUGCUAUUGUCUCCACGAUCUUGUAUGCUCAAGAGGAUGUUCUGUCCCGCUUGCAGGUGGUCGAGGACUUCGAUCAGAAAGCUUGGUUGCUCCGGAAGGAGUACGACCAUGCGAAUUUUGCUUCGCUCGAGCAUGACCAACGAAUGCUCACCAAGAACACCUUCCUCGAGGUCCAGGCGGACGAAGACGAGAGGCCACUCCGGCGAUCUGUAUCAGACUCGAUCUUUGAGGAAGGUUCCAACACUUCCGAAGAGGCCUUCACCAAGACGCUGAAGAUCCUGAAGGACCAAGCGGAUUGGCUUCACGAGAAGGCCACUGUGAAGGACGAGCCGCAGUUGGAGGAGAAGACGGAGAACACAAAAUUGCCCAGUGUGGGCAGCCAGUUCCAUCCCGAUCGAUGCACGCCGUGCUCCUUCCACUGCUAUUCUCUGCGUGGGUGCCUGCAUGGAGAGGCUUGCGAAUUCUGUCACCUCGAACAUCUUCGUCGGCCCAAGCCGAAGAAGCGAGGCAGGAAGAAGCCCGAGGAGGUGUCUGCUGGAGGCUCGGAAGGUCGCGAAGUGAUAACUCAGCUGAGGCUCGAUCUAGUGCUUUGCAUUCGUCGGCCCGUGUCCUCAAUGCCGGUGGUAGAAGAUGGCGCAGAUGGCGCCUCUCGGACUCAAAGUGUCCAGGACCAGGUCCAGGGGGCCAUGGCCGUGAUGCAGGACAACAUGCGGGCAAUGGCCGAGAGGGACUCGCAGCUGAAUCAGCUGGAGGCAAGGACCAAUGACUUGCAAGGGGCUUCGAAAGCCUUCAGCUCUGGAGCGAAGCGCCUUCAGCGGCACUACCAGUGGCAAAGGUACAAGUUCUACUUUGCGAUCGGGGCCGUCGUGGUGCUGGUGGUGGCGCUCAUCUUGUUGCCCUCCCAGUACAAAGUGCCCUUCUUUGCCGUGUCGGCGGUGCUCCUGGGGGCCUUGGCCCUGAUCCAAGCCGCCUUGGGUUCCACGCGGGAGCCGCCGGAGCCCGAGGACGCACAGGUGGAGCUUGGCGAGUCGCUGACCCGCGAUGGCCGCGAUGGCAUGGACCAACAAGCACGCUAUCCCCAGCUGCCGCUAUGGAGUGAAGAAGCCUUGCAGGCAGUGAUGCAAGCCUGGGCACCGCGAGCGCCCCAAAGGCCCUGCAUCGGGCCUCAAGGGCACUGCCCUCCUGGGCACAUCCCCAUCACGGCCGGCUUGAAGCAAGGGAUGCCUCGAAUUCCUGUCGUGCCUGCGCCUGCCGCAUGGGCUGGAGGUGCGCUGCGCUCGCAGAUGGCGCAGCUUCCUGGCAAAAGCGGCGGCGCUGGGUGUUGGGCCAGCGUGCCCAUUCUGCGGCAACGUCUAUGCACAGGACGCUCGGUUCUGCCGCAAAUGCGGUCAGCCCAGAGCAGAGGUGAAGCCUUCCGUGCCUCCAGUGCCUGGCUUUCUGGCCUCCAGCUGUGGCCAAGGCUUCCAAGCUGGGCAAAGGGAGGCGCCUUCGCCUUCGUCUGCGUCUUGCAGAGUGGGGACGUGUGCGACGGGAGUGGGGGAGAGGCCCGCGGCCUCUCCUUCACGCCCUCGCCGGCGUCCGCUCCAGCCCUGGUGUUUCAGCAGGAGCAGGUGGUGAGGGAGGCGUCUGCACCCGCACCGCAGGCCAGCGCUUGUCCCUUUUUGGGGGCCAUGCUCCCCCUGCCAGCAGUGCCCCAGGUGAAGGAAAUCGUGGAGGUCGCCUCGACUGCAGCCACCACGCAGCCCGAGGAUUCAAUGAAGCAGUUUCAAGUGGUGAUACGCGAGAAGCCUGUGUCACAGCAAGUCGAGAAAGUCGUGGAGGUUCCUCAUGUCUCGGUCUCUGACAGCACCAUUGAGGUGCCUGUCUCGCUGGUCCAAGAGAAAGUGGUGGAGGUCCCCGAAGUGCAGUACGUGGAGCUCCUGAAGCAGGUGCCGAAGGUGCAAUACCAAGAAAGGCUCCUGCAGGUGGAGAAGUUGGUGGCCGAGGGGAGGACUCUGGAGGUGGAGGUUCCUGUGGAAGUCCAACAGGAGCGGCUGGUGGAGGUGAGCCAGGCUCAGCCGCUGGAGAUCUGCCGCGAGGUGGCGAAGGUGCAAAGACAGUCUCUUGCCAAGCAUUUCGCAAAGCCCGUGGUGCAGUGGAAGGAAAGCCUGCGUGAGGUCCCGCAGACCACCAUCCGGGAGCAGAUCCAGGAGGUGCCAACAGCCAGGAUCGUGGAGCUUCUGCGCGAGGUCCCAAAGCCGGAGAUUCAGAAGGUGGAGAAGCCAGUCGAAGUUCCAUCCAUCCAGCUGACCGAAAGGAUCGUGGAAGUCCCAAGCGUGGAGCUCCGAGAGACGGCCAGCGAGGUCGCGGCGCGUGUGGAAGUGCGGGAAGUGGUGAGGCAGGUUCCCAAAGUCGAGGUGCAGUUCGUCGAGAAGAAGAUCCCCAAGCCCGUCAUUCAAUAUGUGGAGAAGACGGUUGAAGUACCGCACGUGGUGUACGAAGAGCGGAUCGUGGAGGUCCCUGAGAUCGAAGUGAAGGAGCUCAUUCGGCAGGUGCCCGUGCCCGUGAUCCAGUACGUGGAGAAGCGGGUGCCGAAGUGUUCCGUGCGGCUUUUGGAGAAGCUCCAAGAGGUGCCCCAAGCCUUUCAGGAGGAGCGAGCCGUCGAAGUCCAACAGGCAGUUGGAGUUGAUCUGGAGGUGCAUGUGCCGAAGGUCAGCUACACGGAAGUUGAGAAAGAGGUUGCGGCGGUGACGCUCCAGCCACGCGAGAAGGUUGUGGAGGUGCCCGUGAUUCUCAGGGAAGAGCGUUUGGUGGAGGUCCCAAAGGUGCAAGCCGUCCCAGUGGUCACGCAGCAUCUGCGCCCAGCUGUGGAGUUCGUUGAGAAGCCCGUGGCCGUCGCGGAGAUCUCCUUGGAGGAGCGGCAGGUGCAGGCGAAGCCCACGGUGCUGAUCGAGGAGGAGCUUCUGGAGAUCCCGCAGCAGCAGCUCGUGGAGGUGACGCGCCAGGAGCUGCAGCCCGUGCUGGAGGAGGUGGUGAAAGAGGUGCCGAAGUACCGGGUGGAGUACUUGGAGAAAGUGGUCGAAGUGCAGAGCCAAGUCCUCCCACAGGACGGAGAUGGAGCGGCGGAAGCAGCUGCAAGCAAGGCCACCGCAUCCUUCGAGCGAUGCCAACUCUGCCGGCAUCACCAUGAAGCAGUUACUGAAAAUCCAACCCAGUCGACCAAUCCAACCCAGUCAAGCACCACUGCGGACAUGCUCCUGCAUCCUUAA